Messenger RNA from Hirsutella rhossiliensis, 2190 nucleotides. RefSeq names its product Ribosomal protein L36. Lineage: Eukaryota; Fungi; Ascomycota; Sordariomycetes; Hypocreales; Ophiocordycipitaceae. The transcript is spliced from 4 exons. Bases 1 to 2190 code for a protein of 729 amino acids. The record is from RefSeq and is a predicted model, not a curated record.
AUGGCUCGCCGCAGCAACAAGUCCGGGCGCAAUGCCGAGGCUGGCAAGUCGUCAACAAUCACCAAGUACAACAUGGAACUGUCCAAGCAGCGCCUCGAGGAAAAGGGCUUCCAUCCUGCCGUCACGACCAAGUCUCACGACGAGCUCCUCAAUCUCGGCGGAGCAAUGAUGCAAAGGCACCGGCAUCGACCGACCCGGGACCAGUUCUUCAAGGGAGAGGGCGACACCAACAGAGCCGGCUUCGUCCAGCCCCGGCACCUCACCAGAGCAUUGCUAGUUAUCAAUAAACAUCUCGAUGCCGGCCGAUUCGACGACCAGGCGGCCGGCGCUGCCACGGAGAACACACUGGCCCGCCUCCUAAACACCGCCCACAUUGGAGGCCUGGUUUCUGAAUUCAUCUUCGCCAACGGGUACAAGUCGGUUCAUUCCGUUGCCCUCACAUCAACUCAAUCAUGGGCUGCAUUGGUUGCCGGCACCAGAAUCUGGGACUUCCUCGCUGGCAAGUUUUGCGCCGAUGGCCCCGCCCUGACCUUUAUCGCCGUCACACCCGAGUACACGGUGGGCGAAUUCAAAGACGCCGAAACCAAGGAUCUGCACGGGCUUGGGGCCGACAACUCCCAGUCGAGCUGGUUUGCCGAGGCAAUGGCGGCGGAGACGGACAUCUAUGUCUCAAUCAGUCAGCUGCAUCACCAGCUCAGCAAAAGGUGCAGACACGGGCCUCAACUGGGCGCUCUGACCGAAGAGCUCGUCAAGUACACCCGGCAGUUGUCAGACGUCAAACGCAUCCACGAGUCGAACCAGUUCAAGUCCAGUCCCCAAUGUCAGCUCUUUGACCCCCCGGCCUACUUUGCUCUUACCCGACUGCGCCAAAUGAUGAACCAGAUCUAUGAGAAGCGAGCCACCAUCAGGGUGCUUCACUUUCAGAAGACACCUUAUCUGGAUCGGCGCAUUCUCGCCGUCAUUCUGCGCUCCUGCCACUAUGUCGAGAUGAUUGGCAUUUACGACUGCCCCCUGAUUCACUUUGGCGAUGUUUUAUGCCUCCUGGAUCUCAUCCACGAGAUCAAUAGCGAAAGGCGAAAGAAGGACCUGCCUCUGAUCAAGGCUUUCGAUUUUUUCCCCAGAUUCCACGGCGGCAUGCCCUACCAAGAUAUCAGGGCCCAGACAUAUGGUCUGACCUGGGGCCCGGACAGCCUCGAAAUUGUCCAGCGCGGCUUCUUCGGCAUCAUUCUGAAGGCUUUCAUGAAGGCCGGAGCCAUGCAAUUGGAUCUUCUCUUCACAAAGGGGCAGGCGUUCUGCGACUUCCUUUACAACGUACCCAACUACACGCUGGCCGUCGUCUCAUUCCUGGACGCUCUUCACCGCUACGUGGACUUGCAGCGCCGCAGAAACCCCACUAAGAAUGAGCUCAAGCAGACGGUUUACGACCUCCUCAAGCCGGUGCGCAUCGGGCUCGAGGAUGUCGAAAACGACUGGCCGCGCUGGUAUACCGGCAUUAUGGGCAAUCACCUUGUUUUCUGCUCUUCGUGCGGAUACAAAAUGCUCCAAGAGUUCUUCACGGCUCUUUCUCGAGUUGGGCGGCCGCUCACCCGAGUGUGUGCUGGUUGUCUGCUCCAGCGCCGAUUGGAUUUGGAGCCCGAUCACCUCAAGGGGGAGAAGAAGCAUGUCCUGGAUUCGCUUUUCCCCAGACACGACGGAUUACGGUUCAACAAAGACGCGUCGCUUGGCCAGGGGGCUCGAGGCCUGAUUAGGCUGGAAUCGACCGUGUCGAAGCGGCCCUCGGCCCCAUUAGUUACCGUCAACGACGAUGGAGAGGAAUACCUGCCGCACUAUCUGGAGCCUCUGCUACGAGACAACAAGAUACACUUUGAUUCUCUGCAGGGCCUUCCUGGCCUGGGAGAGCUGGUCGGAGACGGGGCGUUGGCUAAGAAGAAGUGGACCCAAGCGAUGGACCGGUGCCAUAAGCUGGACAUGUACUCGAGACUGGUCCGGCGUGUUCGGGAGGAGAGCGGUGACCCCAAGGGCAACCGGGGGCCCAACCCGAGUGAAAGAAGAAUCGACGGAGGCAUGCCUGAUCAUGUCGACGAGCGCCAGCCUCCGAGACAGCAGGGAAACUCGGGUCAGCGUUUGAGCCACAGCUUCUCGAGCGUGGUGGGACUCGAAAAAUAUCUCUACGACAAGGGCUGGCUGUGA